Messenger RNA from Perca flavescens (yellow perch), 549 nucleotides. It is a transcript of the gene ndufa5, whose product is annotated as NADH:ubiquinone oxidoreductase subunit A5. Gene Ontology annotation, cellular component: respiratory chain complex I. Bases 113 to 463 code for a protein of 116 amino acids. Gene Ontology annotation, biological process: respiratory electron transport chain. Lineage: Eukaryota; Metazoa; Chordata; Actinopteri; Perciformes; Percidae. The transcript is spliced from 5 exons. The record is from RefSeq and is a predicted model, not a curated record.
GGCGAGGCGCAGUUCAUCCUGAGUUCAUCUCGAACGAGCCUACUGAUACACACAUCACAAAACAGUUGACGUCAUAUUUAGUAGCCGGAAAUCGUUCGGUCUUCAGAGAAGAAUGGCUGGACUGCUGAAGAAGACGACCGGCCUGGUCGGCCUGGCGGUGUCCCACAAUCCCCACGAGCGUCUGAGGAUUCUGUACUCCAAGAUCCUGGCGUCGCUGCAGACCAUGCCGCAGGACGCCGCCUACAGGAAGUACACAGAGCAGCUGGUCAGCGAGAGAUUCCAACACGUCAAAAUGGAGCCUGAUGUUGAGAAGCUGGAGAAGAAGAUCAACUGUGGCCAGAUUGAAGAAGUUAUUUUCCAGGCGGAGUGUGAGCUGGCUCUGUCUAGGAAGAUGACUGAGUGGAAACCAUGGGAACCCCUGAUAGAAGAGCCUCCUCCCAACCAAUGGAAAUGGCCCAUCUGAACCAACCGUGUAUAUACUGCUCAUGUCAUACUGUCUGUGUGUGAGAUCCCUACUGUACAAAUAAAAGUCCUGCAAACAUUUCCCCA